Messenger RNA from Eriocheir sinensis (Chinese mitten crab), 513 nucleotides. RefSeq names its product pre-rRNA 2'-O-ribose RNA methyltransferase FTSJ3-like. Bases 1 to 513 code for a protein of 170 amino acids. Gene Ontology annotation, biological process: rRNA methylation; maturation of 5.8S rRNA from tricistronic rRNA transcript (SSU-rRNA, 5.8S rRNA, LSU-rRNA); maturation of LSU-rRNA from tricistronic rRNA transcript (SSU-rRNA, 5.8S rRNA, LSU-rRNA). Lineage: Eukaryota; Metazoa; Arthropoda; Malacostraca; Decapoda; Varunidae. The transcript has 3 exons. Gene Ontology annotation, cellular component: preribosome, large subunit precursor; nucleolus. Gene Ontology annotation, molecular function: rRNA (uridine-2'-O-ribose)-methyltransferase activity; rRNA (guanine) methyltransferase activity. The record is from RefSeq and is a predicted model, not a curated record.
AUGCAAGAGGUGGGGGAGCCCUGGCGCACACCCAAGGUGGCGGUGAGGACAGCCGCGCCAAGGACGCUGUGGGUGACGCGGUACAUGGCGACCAGAGCAGCCAGCAUUACCGCACCACACCCCAGACGCCGUAACACGCCCAUCAGUGUAGCACGCGGGACACGGUCGUACGCCUGUUUCCGAGCCAGGUCCGCCGCGUACAAGCUCAUCCAACUCAACACCAAGUAUGAAUUCCUACAAAAGUCUCGCGUGUGCAUCGACCUGUGCGCGGCGCCUAGCUCGUGGAUGCAGGUGGCCAAGAAGCACAUGCCGGUGUCGUCCAUCAUCGCGGGUGUGGAUCUCUUCCCCAUCAACCCCAUACCAGGGACGCUCUCCAUUGUGGGCGACAUCACCACAGAGAAGGUGCGCCAGGAACUGAAGUCCACGCUCAAGACAUGGAAGGCUGACCUGGUGCUUCAUGAUGUCGCGCUGGCCAGAAGACUUAUGGUACUGUAUAACUUUCUCAGGAGCUAG